Messenger RNA from Lachancea nothofagi CBS 11611, 468 nucleotides. NCBI's taxonomy places the organism in Eukaryota, Fungi, Ascomycota, Saccharomycetes, Saccharomycetales, Saccharomycetaceae. The record is from the annotation of a GenBank genome assembly.
AUGUCUGAGCAAAUUUUGGUAAAUUAUCUGAGUCAAGGUCUGGUUACAAAUACUCUAAGCUCUUUAGAGUUUCGGCAAUUAGCUUCAACAGUAGAUGGACAUUUUUCCGAAAAAGAGAGUGCAACAUGUUACGAAGAGAUACAAGAGCAUGACAAAAAGGUGCUCGAUAACAUUAACGUCAGAGUACACGAGUUCUUUGAAGGCACCAGAGCGCUAUCAAAAGAGACCGUAGAAGCCGCGCAACUAAAGAACUCUGUUUCUGUUGAAAGUCUCGUGAAUUCCUUGUACGCAGCCCAUCACCUUCUAGAUGGCAAGAUAGCUCAGCUCGACUCUAUUAUAAAUGUGUAUUCGAGCGAGCUACAAACUUUUGAAAGGACGGUGAAUUCUUUCAAACAUUCAGCAACAAUUCAGCCGAUACUGGAAGUUCUGAAGACACUUCUCAAGCGAGCAGAAGAAAUCAAUAACUAG